This is a messenger RNA of Chrysochloris asiatica (Cape golden mole), 2925 nucleotides long. Its product is annotated as carcinoembryonic antigen-related cell adhesion molecule 5-like. The record is from RefSeq and is a predicted model, not a curated record. Gene Ontology annotation, biological process: regulation of immune system process; signal transduction. Gene Ontology annotation, molecular function: protein tyrosine kinase binding. Gene Ontology annotation, cellular component: cell surface; plasma membrane. NCBI's taxonomy places the organism in Eukaryota, Metazoa, Chordata, Mammalia, Afrosoricida, Chrysochloridae.
AUGGAGCCCCUCUCAGUUGCUCCCCACAAAGGGUGCAUUUCCUGGAAGCAAGUACUACUCACAGUCUCACUUAUAAUCUUCUGGAGCCUGCUCAUCACAGCCCAGAGCACUGUUGAAUCAGUGCCCUUCAAUGCUACUGAAGGGAAGGAUGUUCUUCUACUUGUCCACAACCUUUCAGUAGAUGCCUUCAGCUAUAGCUGGUACAAAGGGAAACGUUUAGACACAGAAGAUCAAAUGGCAGCAUAUGCAAUACAAACUCAAUCAAAUAUUUCAGGGCCUGCCUACAACGGUAGACAGACAAUAUAUUCCAAUGGGUCUCUGCUCUUUCAGAAUGUCACUCUGAAAGACACAGGAAUCUACACACUACAAAUAACAAAGACAAAUGGUCUGCUUGAGACAUUAACUGGACAGAUCCGUGUAUACUCGGAGAUACUCAGACCCUUCAUCACAAGCAACAACUCCAACCCCAUGGAAGACAAGGACUCUGUAACUUUGACAUGUGAACCAAACUACCAGAACACAACCUAUCUGUGGUUGAUAAACAAUCAAAACCUCCCAGACAGCACCAGAUUGGAGUUGACUAUGGAUAACAGAACUCUCACUAUAUAUAGUGUCACAAGGAAUGACACAGGACCCUAUGUGUGUGGAACCUGGAGUCCAGUGAGUGCCCAUCAUAGUGACCCGUUCACUCUGAAUGUUCUCUAUGGCCCGGACACUCCUACAGUUUCCCCAUCACAUUCAUAUUACCCUCCAGGAGCCACACUCAACCUUUCCUGCCAUGUGGCAUCCAACCCACCUGCACAGUAUUCUUGGUUUAUCAAUGGGAGUCUCCAGAAACACAUACAAAAGCUCUUUAUUCCCAACAUCGGGGCAAAAGAUAGUGGAUGCUACACCUGUCUUGUCCACAACCCUGCCACUGGCAUCAGCAGAACCAAGGUUAAGAUGAUCACAGUCUCUGAGUUGGUAACAAAACCCACCAUCCAAGCCAGCAACAUCACAGUCACAGAACAUGAAGGCCCCGUAGUCCUGAAAUGCUUGGCCAAACACAAUGACAUCUCCAUCCAGUGGGUCUUCAAAGGGCAGAGCCUGAGGCUCACAGAGAGGAUGACUCUGUCCCAGGAUAACAGCUCCCUCACCAUAGACUGCGUCAAGAGGGAGGAUGCUGGGAAUUAUCAGUGUGAGGUCUUCAAUCCUGUCAGUUUCAGCAAAAGUGACCCCCUCACCCUGACUGUAAAAUAUGAUGAGUCUGAAGUAGGCUGGGACAUCUCUGAUGGAGUCAUCGCUGCCAUAGUGAUUGCAGUCACUGUCGGGAUGCUUUUGGCUAUCCCUAAGCCAGGAGAGUUGGUAACAAAACCCACCAUCCAAGCCAGCAACAUCACAGUCACAGAACAUGAAGGCCCCGUAGUCCUGAAAUGCUUGGCCAAACGCAAUGACAUCUCCAUCCGGUGGGUCUUCAAAGGGCAGAGCCUGAGGCUCACAAAGAGGAUAACUCUGUCCCAGGAUAACAGCUCCCUCACUAUAGACUGCAUCGAGAGGGAAGAUGCUGGGAAUUAUCAGUGUUCAUAUUACCCUCUGGAAAACAUUCUCAACCUCUCCUGAUGCCAAACAUUCAAUCCACCCACAUAGUAUUCUUGGCUUAUCAAUGGGAGUCUCCAGCAAGCCAUACAAGAACUUUCUAUCCCCAACAUCAGGGGAAAACAGAGUGGACACUACACCUCUUAUCAUAACCCUGCCACUGGCCUCAGUAGAACCAAGGUCAAGACUAUCACCAUCUCUGGGGAGCUAUCCAUACCCUUCAUCAUCAGCAACAACUCCAACCCUGUGGAGAACAAGGACCUUGUAACUUUGAAAUGUGAACCAGAGACUCAGGACACAACCUACGUGUGGUUGAGAAACAAUCAGAGCCUCCCAGACAGUACCAGGGUGGAGCUGUCCAUGGACAACAGAACCCUCACUAUAAACAAAGUCACAAGGAAUGAAUCGGGACUCUAUGAAUGUAAAACCUGGAACCCAGUGAGUGCCCGCCGUAGUGGCCCGUUCACCCUGAAUGUUCUCUAUGGCCCAGACACUCCCACCAUUUCCCCCUCAGACUUGUAUUACACUCCUGGGGAAACCCUCAACCUCACCUGCUAUGCUGCCUCUAACCCACCUGCACAGUAUUCUUGGCUUAUCAAUGGGAGCAACCAGCAAUUCACCCAGCAGCUCGUUAUCUCCAAAGUCACUGUAAAUGACACUGGAAGCUAUACUUGUCAUGUCUCUAACAAUGCCACUGGCCUCAACAGGACCACAGUCACCAAUAUCACAGUCUUUGAGCAGCUGACAAUGCCCACCAUCAAAGCCAGCAACGUCACAGUCGCAGAAAAUACAGGCCCUGUGGUCCUGACGUGUGACACCAAACACAAGGAAAUUUCCAUCAGAUGGUUCCACAAUGGACAAAUCCUACGGCUCGGGAAUAAUAAGAAGCUGUCCCAGGACAACCGCACCCUCACCAUCAACCUCGUGGAAAGGAAUGAUAAUGGGGAUUAUCAGUGUGAGGUCUUCAACCCAGUCAGUUACCGCAAAAGUGAACCCCUCAUCUUGACUUUAAGAGAUGAUUGCAAUGUAGAAAGUUCUGGCCUCUCCGCGGGGGCCAUUGCCGGCAUCGUGAUAGGAGUACUGGCCGGAGUGGUUCUCAUAGCAGCCCUGGUGUACUUUCUGAUUAACAGAAAAUCUAGAGGUAGACAUUCGCCCUCGGGGCUGAAGGCGGUGGUGGGGGAAAGUGAGUGUCCGCUAGGGACCCCGGGAAGCUGGGACCGGGGCGCACGGGCUCAUCGGAGACCGGCGGCGGGGAAAUCGAGGCUGGGCUGGAUGUCCAAAGUCCUGGAUCCUAGAGGGGGCGGGCUAGGGCCUGGUCCUACCUGGCCACCCAGCUUUCCAGGGCCAUAA